AUGGAGGUGAUGGACAGCUGCCAGUUCUCUCCGUCCGACCUCUUCUACGACAGCUCCUGCCUCUCCUCCCCGGAGGGAGAGUUCCCCGAGGAUUUUGAGCCCAGGGAUCUGCCUCCUUUCGGAGCCCCCCAGCCCCCCGAGCCUGCCUGCUCCGAGGAAGAGGAGCAUGUCCGAGUUCCCACCGGCCACCAUCAGGCCGGCCACUGCCUCGUGUGGGCUUGCAAAGCCUGCAAGAGAAAAUCAACCACAAUGGACCGUCGAAAGGCAGCCACCAUGAGGGAGAGGAGGAGGCUGAAGAAAGUGAACCAGGCUUUUGAGACCCUAAAGAGAUGCACCACUGCCAACCCAAACCAAAGACUCCCCAAAGUAGAGAUCUUGAGAAACGCCAUCAGAUACAUCGAGAGCCUCCAGGACCUCUUGAGGGAACAGGUAGAAAACUACUAUCACCUGCCAGGACAGAGCUGCUCUGAACCGACCAGCCCCACUUCCAGCUGCUCAGAUGGGAUGGCCGACUGCAGCAGUCCUGUCUGGUCGGCGAGAGGCAGCAGCUUCGACGCCGUUUACUGCUCUGACAUAGCCCACGGGUAUGCCACCGAGCAGAGCAGCGCCCUGUCCAGCCUGGACUGCCUCUCAAGCAUCGUGGACCGCCUCUCUCCGGCGGAGGAGCCGGGGUUGUCCUGUCGCGACGCCGACUCCCUCUCGCCCAGCGCUAGCACCGACUCGGGUCCGGGGACGCCCGGGACACCGCCUCUCCGACGGACCUACCAGGCGCUAUGAGGGGCCCGAGGGAAUCAGCAUCUCACGCCUGCCGCCCCCUCCGGGGCUGCUGUGCUCCCGCCGGGGCCGCCGUGCUGCCGCCGGGGCUGCCUUCCUCGCUCAGCCGCGUCCUGUAAAGGCUUCUCGGAGCGAGAGGGGCGGCCCCAGUGCCGCUUGUCCCGCCACUGUCCUCCAGGGCUGAGGGCAAAGCCGCCCGUCUGGCCCCGGCCCGGGCUCCCCCGCCCCGGCCCAGGGCAGACAGACCCUGGGGCUCCGCAGGCGCGCUCCCCUGGAA
This is a messenger RNA of Pogoniulus pusillus (Red-fronted tinkerbird), 1051 nucleotides long. It is a transcript of the gene MYF5, whose product is annotated as myogenic factor 5. The record is from RefSeq and is a predicted model, not a curated record. Gene Ontology annotation, molecular function: RNA polymerase II cis-regulatory region sequence-specific DNA binding; protein dimerization activity; DNA-binding transcription factor activity, RNA polymerase II-specific. The transcript is spliced from 3 exons. Bases 1 to 777 code for a protein of 258 amino acids. NCBI's taxonomy places the organism in Eukaryota, Metazoa, Chordata, Aves, Piciformes, Lybiidae. Gene Ontology annotation, biological process: skeletal muscle cell differentiation; muscle organ development; positive regulation of myoblast differentiation.